Molecule: messenger RNA, 1783 nt
Organism: Closterium sp. NIES-67
Lineage: Eukaryota; Viridiplantae; Streptophyta; Zygnematophyceae; Desmidiales; Closteriaceae
Source: the annotation of a GenBank genome assembly
AGGUUCGCAGAAAGAAAAAUAGGUUUACUAAAGGUUCCGCCAGGUUGCCGUUUAGGCGACUAAAGGGCAGCUUAAAGGAACCUAUUAGUUGGGAGCACCACCGCGAAUUUUCUAAAGGCGCCUUCGCACAAAUCAAGCUUGCUCGUUUUGUUUCGCAAGCAAAGCUUGCUCACACGCUAUCGCAACGGAACCUUCGGUGCGAGCGUAAGCUUUGCAAACCCGCAGAAGGCGCAGAGCGUGCGAGCAAGCUUUGCUUGCGAAACACAAAGCAUGCAGGGAAGCAGAGCAUAUCCGAAGAAAGUUGUGUGGCAAGCGAACCAGAAGGUUGUAUCAUUCAUUAUGCGCGUUGGCUUCGCGCCUAGAAAUUAGCUUGCGUAGCAAGCGCGUAAGAAUAUAAUGCCCCAAAAGCAUCGCAAAGCUUGCCUUCUUACGAACCUAAAGGUCUCCUUCGCAACUCUUAAAAGAGCCUAAUCUUAUCUUAAAAGAGCCUACCUAAAGGUUCGCAGACUCUAACGAGGUUCCUUUAGGGGAGGGAGGAGAGCGCGGAACCUAACCUUUGGUUCCGUUACGGAACGAACGAGCAAGCGACAUUAUUAACGGAGACGUCGUUGCUAAAGGCAGGCACCGCUGCAGGGGAAGCAAAGGGAGAGUGGCUGAGUGGUUAAAAGCGACAGACUGUAAAUCUGUUGAAAGUCUUCUACGUAGGUUCGAAUCCUGCCUCUCCCAGUGCUUUUAACUAGGAGACUUCGCUUGUAUGGGUACUCAAAAAUCUUGAAAUUCCGAACCCGCAACUACACUUUUCAUUAACCACUUGAUUCUUUAGGAGUCUUCUAAUUGUUUCAAGAACUAAAAAAUCGAAGAAAGAAUGUCCGUAGGUGCGAAGAAAAUGUCCGAAUGCAAAUUUAUCCCAAACCUAUUCGUUAGAAGCUUCGCAAGUAUCCGUCGUCUAAUAAUGUCGCUUCCGGUCCUUGUAGGAAACCUACAAGCAGACCUCGCUUCGCACCCCAACUGGCGCCUUCGGUGUUUAUUAUGCACGAAAACAUACUGGCGUGCGUUUUUAUGCAGAACCCCAACGCCAACUGUUUUUCUUCGAUAACGACGCGAAGCGUGCGAGCUUGCUUUAUUAUCUCGCGGGCAUUGUUAGGCGCUUGCAAAGCAUACCGCUUCGCUUGCGCUCGCACGCUCCGGGCCUUCCCCUUUCAAAUAAAACGAGCGCGCGCCCCCCUCCGUCACACCGAGCAAGCGAAGCUUGCGAAGGCUCGUUAGAGUCGCGCAUAAUAAAGCUCACACCGAAGGCGCGUUAGGUCUCCUAGUAGUGAGCUUAAUCAGAGCGAGCAAGCAAAGAAAAAAAAGCAAGGGUCCGGUUGGACGAGCGCAAGCGAAGCAAACCACGGUUGGACGAGCGCAAGCGAAGUAAACCACGGUUGGGCGAGCAAGCAAAGAAAAAAGCAAGCGAUGGCGCAAAGCGUGCGAGCGCAAGCGAAGCAAACCACGGUUGGACGAGCGUAAGCGAAGCAAACCACGGUUGGACGAGCGAGCGAAGCUCGCGAAGGAAAGUGCGGAUAAUGCAUGCGCGGCAUUAUUGGUUCGCCAGAAGAAGGCUGCAUGGGUGGGAUAUGCGCGUUUUCUUUAUUAUGCCCGAGAGCUUGCAUUUUCUUUUUAUGUGCGAAGCAUGCCCGUAGAAAGUUAGGUUCGUUAGAAAUUAUGCGCGUUUUAUUAUGCCCCGAAGAAUUUUCACUUGAAAGCGAAACACAUACUUGCUUGAAAGCGAAACACAUACUUG